UUUUAUCCAAUAUAAAUAUGACAUUAGACAUUAACACAAUCUUUUUUACGUCACAAUCUGAAGACACCGGCUGAUCUCAUUUGAAAAACACGUACAGUAUAUUGUAAUAGAAUAUAUCUGUUUAAUUUAUCAAUUUUAUCCAUAAAAUCGCGGAUUGGCAUAUACUAUAUGAUUUAAAUUUUUCAUAUACAGUAUAUUUCUUACGAUGAUUCUAUAACGAUUCAAUCUUACUUAAAUCAUACUGUUUUAAGUUGAAUAUCAAAGGAAAGACAUGAUUAUAUACGAGUAUAUUAGGUAAUUGCGGGAACAUUUAAUUCAUGUAUUGUUUUGUUGCAUGUUCAGUCUUUUUUAAAUAUUCUUGGUUGUGAUUUCUGAUUUUUAAUAAGAUUAUAUUAUUACUAGAUAUUUAUUAUACCAGUGAAAAGUGAAAUCCCAGAUAAUAUAAAUCAUAAUAAAGAGAAAUACUAGACUUAAAGUUUAUGUCGUGUCAUGUAAUACUAAUGUGGAUUCCACAUUUCUAUUUUAGAGAUACCGAACACAAUUAAAAUAUUAAGAAACAAACUACUGUAUAUAUUACUUGUCAAAAAAUGCAUUUGUUAUAUUUUAGUGAUAUCAUUUAUUUGUGUAAGUAAAUAGGAUCAAUACAAAAGAUAGACUUUUUAUUUUAUUUUUACUUUUUAUUUUUUCAGAGAAAAGCCAAACAAGCAAGCGCUAGAGAUCAAAGAUAUCAAACAAUAAUGAGAAACCUAGUUAGACGAUACAUCACCAAAGAGCAAAGGAAAGCUGACAACCAAGGAGUUACAGAAGAUGAUGUUAAUGAAAUCAAACAAGAUAUUUCUUCUUUUCGAUACGAAUUAAUUGAAAUACUAAAAAACAGCGGAUUUAACACUUCUUCGGCCAGCGAUCCUUCUCAAGGAACUGGGGGAAAGAAAAAUCGGCAAAAAGAAAGACGAUUGAUGAAAGGAUUUAAUAUCGGAUUAGUAGAAGGAUCUGUGCAGACUGCGACUGAAUCUAAUAUUCCAGUGGAAUUAGCCGAAAAUGUUCGAAAAUCUCCCAUUAGCCGAUUUGCAAAAAUUGCUAGAUUGGCAAGUGGGAAAAGGAAAGCCAAAAAGGAAAAAUGGGCAAAUCUUGUUGAUGCAACGAAACAAGUUCGAGACGCUUUCAACAGAAGUAGAAGUAUGGAUUCAAUCAGCAGUCAAAUUAGCUCAGAACAAGCCAGUACUAAAGGAGAAACUUCUCCUAGUGAUUCAAGUUUGAGUGGUGUUGGUUCGUUAGGAGAAGAAACGAGCGAAGAAGAGUCGCCGAAAAGAGUCGACCAAGCAACUAAUACAGAAACUCCAGCCUUAAAAUGGUCGCGAAUUACUAGGAAACUAGGAAUGCUUACAUUUCAUCCAACUAAAUUUAAAGUGGUGCUUCACGAAAAGAACGAUAACACGCUGGAACCGCCUCCAUCAAAAUUAAUUAGUAAAAAAUCUAAAGCUAGAAGAACAGUUAGUGCGCCAUCGGCAUCUCUCCAUCCUCCUCAAAACAGUUUUAAUGCUCAGCAAAGAACUAAUAGAACUACAUCAACAUCUUUUAACUCGGUGAUUCCCGAAACGAAACGAUUGCCAACAAUCGAAUAUUCGCCGAGAAAUUCUUUAGCGCCAGAGAUGCCCAGUCCAGUUGAAAAUGCUCCAUGUUCAUCUCCACCACGAACACCUGUUUCAUGUUCCUCAUUUCCAGAUACUGGAAGAUUAGAAUCAUCCAAAGCAGAAUCGGACAUUAUCAAAAAUUCUGGAAUGCCCGCGUCGGAAGUAACAUCGUUGAAUCAAAGUUCUUCGUUGGAACCUUUAGUGAAUGGUAACGGAAAGUCUAAAGAGCGCUCUUUAGGCUUGAUAUCGACUUUAUAUGGUAUCGAACCAGUGAACAAAGAUAUGACAAUGGGUUGGUUAUAGAUUUAAUUAGGUGAAACAGUUUUUCUCGUAUCUUGGCACAGAAGUUAUUGCUGAUCAGAGCAAAUGGUCACCAAAAAUAUCAGAGAUCAGAGUGGAUAUUGUUUCACUAACAUCGACACAUAUAAGUGACCAUCCUUCUUGUGCCAAAAAUGCAGAAGUAGACUCUAACAAUCUAGUUUUCUACCUCUGACGAAGAAUCCAGUUCAAACAGAACAAAUUCUGCUCUACACUUCCAGAAAAUAAUGUUAAUGCAAAUACGAGCCGACCUUGUAACUACUGGUAGAAAAGUACAACGACUGUUGCUAGAUAUUUUCUAUAUAAAAAUUCAUUCUAUGUUCAUUCUAGGUACUCAGUUUAAAAUUCUCCCGAAUUUGCUAGCGCUGCUUUAGAUACUUGUUUUAAUAUACUCGUAACUGCGAAACGAGGAAACAUCUAACGAUAAUAAUUUAUUAGGGACUAAGAUAUUUGUAUCGAAAUUUCUCCACGAUUAAAUCAGCCAUUAAUUUCAAUUCAUUCCAUAUCAUCAACAAUUUUUAAUAAAAUAAUAAUUUAUUCAUUUGAAUUAUGGAAUAAAUAGGAUAUUCAAUUGAAGAAAGAUUCAUCUUUCUUACUCUGUAACUCAUAAUUCAGGGAAAUGAAGAAUUAACUUUCUAUUAUAGCUUUAUGAAUGUUGAAGUUUGCUUUUAAAAAUUUUUUUCCACAAAAAUUAUUCAUUCCUUCUGCGAAAAAUUACGGAUCAUGAGAUUUUUGUACUCGCUACGUAGAUUUAUAAAACGAAGAAAACAAAUCUAGAACUAAUAGAAAAGUACAAAUAGAUAUAUUCUGCACAAAAUUAGUCUUUCUGCAGAGCAGAAGUUACCAAUGCACAAUAAUUAAUAUAAUAGGCCCACCCUUAUAUUGUUUAUUUGAUGUAAACAUUUUCGUUAAGUGCCAAAAUUGUUUUAAAGAAACUUUCAUAAACCGAAAAUCAUUAAACGAUCCCGAUUUCGAACUCGAUCGCUAUUCAGUCAGUUUGAACAAGGAUUUUCCUUUGUAAAUAUAUGCUAUAUGAAAAUAAAAAUUAUUAUUGAUUUCUGUCAUUAUUUUAUUGUCAUUACAAACAAGCGCACAAAUGUUGGGACUAUUUUCCGGGUUUGAGCCCUCUCCUUAAUUUAAGAAAUAGAAAACACAGCUUGGAAAAUUUAUGUUUACUUAUAAACUGGUUAUCAGUACGUCAUUUUCUCCAGCCAAGUUAAUCGGAAAUAAUAAUGACAAUUUCUUAGAAU
Centruroides sculpturatus (bark scorpion) is the source of this 3199-nucleotide messenger RNA. RefSeq names its product transient receptor potential-gamma protein-like. Gene Ontology annotation, cellular component: cation channel complex; membrane. The record is from RefSeq and is a predicted model, not a curated record. The transcript has 3 exons. NCBI's taxonomy places the organism in Eukaryota, Metazoa, Arthropoda, Arachnida, Scorpiones, Buthidae. Gene Ontology annotation, biological process: calcium ion transmembrane transport; manganese ion transport; regulation of cytosolic calcium ion concentration. Bases 738 to 1934 code for a protein of 398 amino acids. Gene Ontology annotation, molecular function: store-operated calcium channel activity; inositol 1,4,5 trisphosphate binding.